Molecule: messenger RNA, 2313 nt
Organism: Mesorhabditis belari
Lineage: Eukaryota; Metazoa; Nematoda; Chromadorea; Rhabditida; Rhabditidae
Source: the annotation of a GenBank genome assembly
AUGGUUCGAAUGAGCGCCGCGUUGGCGAAAUAUUGGGAUUCUUUCGAGAAUGCGUCUGACUCCGAGAUCGGCCGCGAGAAAAGCGAAGAUCCCGAACAGGUCGACACGACAAAAAAGGAGACAAGAGAAUGGCUUUCUCAGCUAUCCCUCUCGAUCGAGCAAGAAUGCUCGUCGAUUCUUUACGCGAAAAGUCUCCUCAAUCUCGAGGAAAGCACACAGCAAUGCCCAUCGAGUCCCAAACUGCGGUCGCAUCGCGUGAGUGUCUUGAUCAACAAUCCUCAACUCUCGCAAUCCCUUCAAAAUGUCCACCAACCGCCUCCAAAGCCGCGGCGAUGCAUCGCCCGGAUGACAGCCGCCAACGGGAAUCCCGAUAUACCGGCAUUCUCGGCGGCCACUCCCUCCUCGACGAGACUUUCAUCGUACUCCACUCAAGAUCUCGUCGAGUUGUGCAGAGAUUCGCACUUUUUGAAAUCAAAGGAAUUUGAGCAGGCACAAGCGAUUCCCCAAUUUCCCACCGCUGCCGCCGACUCGCCGCGAAGUCUUCGUCGACCGAUUCCAAAACAAGACAAAGGCACUCAGUGGACUCCCCCGGGAUUCCGUGAGCGCCGUCGCAUCUCGACGAUCGAUAUUUCGGGAAAUUUUGUCCCGCCGACACCGCCACCCUAUGAUCAGCUUCGAAUCCGAGUCGAACGAUCGGGCAGUCGGGUGAUCGGCUACCGGAAAGCGGUUCAACAUCAAUUGCGGCACACAAUUGCCGUAAAUCACGACGACAUUGAGGCGGCUAUGAAUAACGGUGAAAGACCGAAUCCAAAUCAUCGUUCCCUUCCACCGCUUCCCUCACCGAAAUCGCUGAACUCAACAAGCACGGAGAGUGUCGAUUCCGGGCAGUGUUCCGGGGAAUUCAACGGUAACUGCCUUCCCCCACAAUCCGAGCGAUCCGUCGAUCCUCCCCCUCCAACUCUUCCCAAAUCUCGUCCACCACAAAUGCGACGAAUGGAAGCGAUCAAUCAAUCACAAGACGAAAUAUCGAUUCAUGAAGAAAUCUAUGCAAAUUAUCAGAAAGGAUGUUUACCUGGUUAUCCCAGGAUGGCAAGCACAAUGGAUCACGUGCUCCGCACAGCUUCUUCAAUCUAUUCCCUCGUGAGCUCAUCGCAGACACCGCAAACUGCAAGAGAUCUCCUCGCCAAGUCAGCUGUUUUCAUUCAAAUCGUCGAGUCGAGCCCGUGCGCCUCAUUCCUGCCGAAAUAUGAUCUCGAUGUGGUUAGAUUGCAACUCGGCGAUCUGCAGCGUUCCCUGCCCGAUCCGUCAAUCGUUCACCCGCAAACGAUCAUCUCAAAACCUCCACUAAUCACCAACUAUUUCACGAUCGUUUUGCGGAGAAUGGUCGAACAAGUAUUGUCUUUGUUUUCAAAGAUAAUCUCUCGAUACUUGGGCGAAUGCGUGAACAAGGAUCGAUUGCUAACAAUCGCUUUGGAACAUCUCAUUCAUCUUGUCCUUUUUGGUGACGAGCUCUGUUUAGAGACAAUUCAGUGUGGUGGUCUAUCAUCCCUCUUGAAACUCCUUCGUCAACCAACAACUCACAAUGAAACAUCGAGACUUUUGUUGAGAGCUUUGGCCGUUCUCUGUGGUGUCUCCAAAGGGUGCCUUCAGCUAUUAGCGGUGGGUGGCCUUGAAGUAAUCCUUCAACAACUUCAUGGCACGUCAAUCCCGUGCUCUAUCGAGGCGGCCGGUGUUUUGACUCAAUUGACGAAUCCUCAGCACGCUUUCGUUCAAUUGAGCAAUAUCGAAGCGAUUGUGAUUCGAUUAUUGGAAGUGAUCGACGUCUGCGAAACGGCCGAAUCGUUGCUUCUUUGUACGGCCGCUUUGGCCAAUACAUCACUGCAGGAAACCUCUGCAAUCGAAUUUUUCUACAAAUUCAACGCCGUCUCUCGCCUCAUUUCCGCCUACAAUCGCCAGAAUUGCAGCACGAUUUUCGUCCAAGAACAGUUGGUGACGAUUCUGUCGCGAAUGGCCGCUCGUCACUACGAGGAUUGCCUUGUUUCCCAGGGUGCUGUGCCGGUUCUUCUCGAAAUGCUCACCGUCACCGAUAGUAUUCACUCGGAUUACUGUAGGAGAAUACGAUACAAAGCCGCCGUCUGCAUUGGAACACUGGCGACAACGGGCGUCGGCUUGAAGGCACUUUAUAAUAAUCAAGCCUACGCCAUCCUGUGCACUGUACUCCAAAUGGAGAACGCGGCAUCGAAUCCAUUGGGAAUGAUCUGUGCAAAUAUCAAGAGCAAAUUGGAGGGACGAUACGAAACAGAGAGUGCUGUU